AUGAGUGCCCAAGAAUUGAACGUCGCCCAGCAGGCAAAGCUACAGCUGAUGCAGGAUAUGGAAAUUGAAAUGAUGUCCGAUUUGUACAGUCGAAUGACGCAAGCUUGUCACAAAAAGUGCAUACCACCAAAGUAUGCCGAUUCUGAGCUAGGCAAAGGAGAGUCCGUCUGCAUCGACCGGUGUGUGGCCAAGUACCUGGAGGUUCACGAGCGUAUCGGUAAAAAGUUGACAGCCAUGUCGGCACAGGACGAGGAUCUUAAGAAGAAGAUGGGUGUGUAGAGAAAUGGAAAUCAGUUCACAGAAGUGCAUUGCAUUCUGAGAACGUUAGUAUGUGCUUUACUUAGGUUUCAGUUGUUUUUUACUUUAAGUAUAGCAAUUGCGCCGCAAAAGUCAUGUCUCAGCUGUUUUGCGCAUGCCAGGCUAACGGUACAAUUAGUGUUCGGGGGUUUAGAAUUUGUUUCAGUACAGAUCGCGACACGAUCGUUUGACAUAGAUUGCAUUAUGUGUGGCGAACGACAACGGAUGGAAGCUGAAGCGAUCGAGGGCUUGAUUUGGUUGUAGGAAAUAAAACCAUAUAACCCCGGAAUCAA
Anopheles cruzii is the source of this 590-nucleotide messenger RNA. It is a transcript of the gene Tim10, whose product is annotated as mitochondrial import inner membrane translocase subunit Tim10. The record is from RefSeq and is a predicted model, not a curated record. Lineage: Eukaryota; Metazoa; Arthropoda; Insecta; Diptera; Culicidae. The transcript has 2 exons. Gene Ontology annotation, cellular component: mitochondrial inner membrane. The coding region runs from base 1 to 279 and encodes 92 amino acids. Gene Ontology annotation, biological process: protein insertion into mitochondrial inner membrane.